AUUUCAGUGUUGACGAUGAAAUCCGCGCUGAAUGCUGACUGAGAGUUAUUGCAAUUGUAUUUGUUGUAAAUCGAUGAUGUUUGUUUAAUAUUUAAUUAGUAUUAUUGUGGACAGGUGUUCUGGAUUUCGUGGAAAAGGUGUUUAAAAUACAGUAGGGGCAACAUUACAAAAACUUUAAAAUGUACGCUGUCGCCUCUUUUUUAACAAUAUUAAUUGUUUGUGCUACAUCCAGUGUUACAGCGUUAGAAGAUUUCAAUUCAACAAGUGACACCGUUUAUUUACCAAUAGUCAAUAAUAAUGGUGAAACUGUGUACGUUACGGAGGACCUGAUGAGGAAGCUCGAGGAUGAACUGGAGACGUGGCAUUGGACGCCGUGGCUGCGGACGAGGACCGAAGUGGCAGAGAAUAUUGUGAGAGAGGUCGAAUGUAUUACUGGUGAUUCAAUCGACAGUUUUCCUGAAGAUGCUUUCACAGAUGAUCAAUUAAGAAGUGGUGCAUUUCUACUCUACGUUUUAUUCGGAAUAUACGCGUUCACACUUUUGACGAUUGUAUGCAAUGAUUAUUUUAUUCCAUGCGUCGAAUUUAUAUGCGAGGAUUUGAAGAUACCGCAGAACGUUGCAGCUGCUACGUUUAUGUCGGUGGCAACAUCAUGUCCGGAAUUCUUCGUGAACGUGAUAUCAACUUUUCUUACUGAGUCCGACAUGGGUGUCGGGACAAUAGUCGGCUCGGCGAUAUUCAACGCUCUUGGUGUAGCGGCAAUUGGAGGUCUCGCUGCUAUAAGUCCAAUCACAAUUGACCGUCGUCCAGUAACGAGAGAUGUCAUCAUUUAUAUGUUCAACGUUGUCGCAUUGGUGAUAAUUGUUUGGGACGGUCGAGUAGAGUGGUACGAAGCGUUAGUUCUUGGCAUUUUAUACAUCACGUAUUUCAUUGUGAUGUUUAACAGUGUCAGGAUAUUCGCUUUAUACGAUUCAAUUAUUGAAAGAAAAAACCGGAACAAUAAUCAACAUAUCGUAACUAAUGAUAACAAAUCUUCAGUAGAAGGCAUUGAUAAUAAAGGCUUUAAUAACAGCGAAGUAGUUAUUAGUAAUAUACCCGAAAAGGUUGCUGUUAACGAGAAAGCUGAAGAGUUCGAGAAGCCUCCUAAGAGUGUUUGGAGGUAUCCAAAAGAAAAUUCCUUGGUGUAUAGAAUUUGGUGGGUGUACACUUGGCCACUCAAGUUAAUACUGGCGUUCACAAUACCUUUGCCCGCAAGAUAUAGGAAACUUUAUCCACUCUCCUUCAUCAUGUGUAUUGUGUGGAUUGGUGUUAAUUCUUACUUCGUGUCAUGGAGUAUGACUGUUAUUGGUCACACAUUCUUCAUACCGGAUUCUGUCAUGGGGAUGACGUUUUUGGCGUUUGGAGGAUGUCUUCCUGAGGCGUGUUCUAUAUUUAUAAUGUCAAGAAGAGGUGAAGGAGGGAUGGGUGUUUCUAACGCGUUGGGGGCUAAUUCUUUAGCUAUUCUCUUCGCUCUGGGUGUACCUUGGCUCAUCAAAACCUUAACAUUAGUAGGACAAGGAGCGGAAAGUAGUGCGGUUUACAUAAAUUCAGCUGGUAUUGGUUUCAUCGUAGGUUCUUUAUUAGUCGCAGUUACAGCGUUAUAUAUUACGUUAUUUAUUGGUAAGUUCCAACUGAGAAAAAGAAUUGGAGCUGUUUUAGUUGUACUUUACGCCAUCUUUAUAACAUUCGCUAUUUUAGUAGAGAUGGGUAUCAUCGUUGAUAAAGGUAUAGAAAUGUGUUAAUUAUUUAAGUCAGUAAUGGUUGUUUUCUGAGACCAAAAUCCUCGAACAAAACAUAUCGUCAUUACACUGAUUAUAUGACAAAACAGAGAAAACAAUAUGUUUUAUAAAGUAAUUUUGGUCUCAGAAGCCUACGGAAAGAAUGCCAUACUUGAAGCACUUCAAGCUAUCGGUAGAAUGAUCGUGGCUUGUCGCUUCUUUGUCCUUGUAUGGUAAUUAGAUAUAUUGGAAUUAUCAAGGACUGACAAGUUACAGUAACAAAUUAUCUAAGAGAUUUAAAGAAUUUACAAUGUUGCCGUUAAAUUUGAACCGACUGGAAAAUUGCAUACUGAACGUACGAUAUAUCGCUAGUAAUAUAUUCUUAAAACAUUCGGCGAUUGUUUAUAUAGAUAUACAGUCAGCUGCAAAAAGGCUGUAGCAGUCCAGAUAUGCAAAUAUGUAGGAACUCCUAAAGUAAUCAAUAAUAAAAGUACAACAAAAGUCUUCAAAUUAUUAGGUACAUUCACUCUGCAUAAACACAUCGGAAUGUGCACAUCGUCAAAUAUAUGAGUUCAUUCAAGGCUGCUACGGUCUUUUUGCAGCUGACUGUACAUAUAUGGAUCUUCCAAAGUGAAUUCUUUUUAUAUUCUCCAAGAGUGGACUAAAAUAACGCCUGCGACGUAAAUGUAUUUAUAAAGGAAAUUGUGUAGAUAUGUUAGUUAAUUUUCGUAGUCAAUUGUAGUCAAUUGUAGUCAAAGUAGUCACUAAGUUUAGUAGUUUUAGAAUAUUUUGUAUAGAUUAUUAUAUUUUAAGACAUUUCAUUCUGAAAUAUGUGAUAACUAUUUUAUGUAUAAAACACAUUAUUUAAUAUUUGUUUGUACAAAUUAGCUUAUGUUGUUCGUAAAAUUAUAUGAAAAUAGACCAGUGCUUAUUAAAGAAGUACAAAAAAUUCUUUAAAGAUUU
Messenger RNA from Papilio xuthus (Asian swallowtail), 2717 nucleotides. RefSeq names its product sodium/potassium/calcium exchanger 3. Gene Ontology annotation, molecular function: calcium, potassium:sodium antiporter activity; calcium channel activity. Gene Ontology annotation, biological process: intracellular calcium ion homeostasis; calcium ion transmembrane transport. The transcript has 10 exons. NCBI's taxonomy places the organism in Eukaryota, Metazoa, Arthropoda, Insecta, Lepidoptera, Papilionidae. Gene Ontology annotation, cellular component: plasma membrane. The coding region runs from base 180 to 1778 and encodes 532 amino acids. The record is from RefSeq and is a predicted model, not a curated record.